AUGCAAGUCUUCCUCCUCCUCCAUAGACAACUUUCUUUUCUUCUUCUUCUUCCACUUCUGCUUUUGCUGCAGUUGCAGUGUAGUGGCAUAAGCAAUGAUUCAAAUCAGUCACCAUGUGAUUUAGGAAAACGUUGUCGUUUGAAGGAGGGUACUCAUGUAGUGCCAGCAGUGAUAGUGUUUGGAGAUUCAGUAGUAGAUACAGGAAACAACAAUAACUUGGCGACAGUUUUCAAGGUGAAUUACCCUCCUUAUGGAAAAGACUUUUAUGGAGGUCAACCCACCGGCAGGUUUUCUAAUGGCAAAGUUCCUCCUGAUUUCAUUGUUGAAGAACUAGGAAUCAAAGAAGUAUUACCACCUUAUCUUGGCCCAAGCCUACCGAUCGAAGAUCUAAGAACCGGAGUAAACUUUGCAUCGGGAGGUGGUGGAUAUGAUCCUCUUACGUCUCAGCUUGCUUCGGUGAUAUCACUUCCGGGACAAAUAGAGUUGUUCAAAGAAUACUUGGAGAAGGUGAAGUCGAUGGCAGGUGAGGAAGCAGUAAAUGAUAUAUUAAGCAAAGGAUUGUUCGUUGUGGCAACAGGGAGUAAUGACGUCACCAAUACGUAUUUUAAUAACCCUCUACGAAGAUACCACUUUGACUUUGAAUCCUACUCUCGUCUUCUGGUGGAUUCUGCUUCCUCAUUCUUACAGGAUUUAUACAAUUUAGGUGUUCGAAGAAUCGGAGUUUUCAGUUUACCACCAAUAGGAUGUCUACCUUCACAAAGAACAUUAGUAGGAGGAAUACAAAGAGAAUGUGUUAAGAACUACAAUGAGUUGGCAGAAUUAUUCAACACCAAGCUAUCAAUGGAGAUUAAUUCUUUAAGCCAACGUCUCCCUUUUGCAAAGAUGGUUUACGUUGAUGCUUACUAUCUUCCACUUGAUAUGAUCCAAAACCCUGGAAAAUAUGGAGAUGGAGAGAGACUUGAGAAUGGAUUGAUAGUAAAUGGAAGUGUGGAUGAAUCCUGGUUGUUGAGAGGUCUAGUUGAAGAAGCCGAGUGCGAGUUGAAGCUAGAUCCGUCGGUUUCCGGCUUCGACAAUACUUUUUUGACCACCGGAGGCCGACGAUGGAGAGGCUAG
Lactuca virosa is the source of this 1113-nucleotide messenger RNA. Lineage: Eukaryota; Viridiplantae; Streptophyta; Magnoliopsida; Asterales; Asteraceae. The record is from the annotation of a GenBank genome assembly.